Messenger RNA from Esox lucius (northern pike), 2329 nucleotides. It is a transcript of the gene clec14a, whose product is annotated as C-type lectin domain containing 14A. Gene Ontology annotation, molecular function: calcium ion binding. The record is from RefSeq and is a predicted model, not a curated record. Lineage: Eukaryota; Metazoa; Chordata; Actinopteri; Esociformes; Esocidae. The transcript has a single exon. Gene Ontology annotation, biological process: positive regulation of axonogenesis. The coding region runs from base 381 to 1640 and encodes 419 amino acids. Gene Ontology annotation, cellular component: cytoplasm.
AUCCACAGGCGCGAAUCUCUGUCUCGUUUUACAUUUAUCUUUUCAGUGAAGGAAAACAUUCUGCAGCUCCAACACUGAAAAGAGAAUGGCCGGCGAUAUGACAGAGAAACAUUUUCAAAGAGUCAAAGGAUAUCAGUAACUAGAGUCAGGCUGGUACGACCUGGACAACAUGUGUUUUCCUUACAUCUCAUCACCAGAUCUUAGAGCCAUGGUUACCGCAUGCUCUGUACUGGGGUGAUUAGUUUCAAAUUUGCUAUUGUUUGCCUGUGCCACCGCCCCCUCGGCAGAGGAAAAGUGUAGCUGUAUCAAGUCUGAGCACACUUCCUGUGCUUGUUGUCUUGAGUGGGCCUCUUCAGUGGAGCUGAGAAAGAAUAAGGAACAUGAACACUGUCAGCCAGUGCGUUUCAAGAGCAGCUAACAGGAGGGUCACCACUCUGAGAACCACCGCAGUCAGAUCGAAGGUAGGAGUAGGAAGAAUGGAAUACCACCUGAUAUGCCUUUGGAAUUUAUUGCUGGUCGUUCUGUGUGUUCCUGAUGAUGAAACCUAUACUGUUCAUCUGAAUUCUCUCUCCUUCGAUAAAGCUUUAGAAGUCUGUCAAUCUAACGGUUUCCUAACUAAAAUUGCCAAUUUGGAGGAAGCCACAAAGAUUUUGAAAUUUAUCUCAGACACGCCAGCCACAAAAGAUCCAUUUGAGUUCUGGGUGGGUUUGAAGAAAGGAAAGUUGGAUUGUGUGAAACUGGAUGAACCUCUGAAAGGUUUCAAAUGGACAGUGGAUAACAGCAGUGAUACAAAAUUGGGCAGAUGGAACCAAUUGCCCGCACAAACCUGCACAGGUUUAUUGUGUGUUUACCUCAAGUUAAAUGAAACUAAUAAAGAGAACUGGGGGUUGGUUUCAGGUUCCUGUAAGAAGGAGCGUCCAUUCAUUUGUAAGCAAGCUGUCACGGAGGAGUGUCCUACCCCACACAUACCUGAAGCACAAUCACUCAGGGCAGACCCAAAUGAUAAUCGUAAACUGAACCUGGAAUGUCGGUCUGGGGAUGUCUUCACACUGACUUGCUCUGCGAAGACUCUGAAAUGGGAACGUAGCGAUGGAUCAGCUCUAGAUGGAAUUUGUGCCUCGUGCCAAGCAGGUUAUAGGAAAGACAGUUCCGGAAAUUGUGUGGACAUUAACGAAUGCUUAGAUAAGCCCUGCAAAUUUGAAUGUGUCAACACAGAGGGCUCACACCGCUGUAAAUGCUAUGAUAAAGAUGGAAACCUAUAUGAUGACUCGGUGGAAUGUAAUAAAACGCAAGAAACUAGUGCUACUUCUGAAGGAAGAGAAACCCAUCUGGACUACAGUACAACUCCUCAGCCAACAAAAAAUGAGUGGACUUUUCUCAGUUCUCCAUCUGACCCAACCACUUCCAUUAUAUCUUCAAACAAUGUUGAUCUGGAGGAAAAGAGGGCAGUCAGCAUAUUCAUACCUGGGUUGAUAGCAGUGAUGGUCUUGGUCGUUGUAGUAGUUGUAAUGUUAGCUAUUGUUAAGAUUUGCCUCAGGAGGCGAUCACAGAAACUGGCCAUGAAAAAGACUGAGAAAGUAUCAAUGAAGAGAGCAGAGGCCUUAAAAAGAGACUCGCUGGAAAAUUCUAAUGAAAACUAGACACUUUAAGCAGCAGAUGUAUGAAUAGAGAUCACAGCAAAAACUCCUGGAGAUUAAGUGGCAAUGUUUAAAAGUUCAGACUCUCUCAUCACCCACGUGAUGUUAAUAAACACUUGAAUGAAAUGCCAUGAACUGAAAAGACUUACCACAACUUAAGACAACUUGGUGUUCAUUUCUUUCUGAAUGAGUGAAAGUUAAACCCUUGAUUAUUUUUAUUGAGGAUUUGUAUGUGGGCUGUUUAUAAUGUCUGCAUAGACCUUUAUGUUGUACGGUUGUGUAUAUACCCUAUAAGCCUAUGUAUGUUUACAGUAUAUAAUGUCUGCAUAGACCUUUAUGUUGUACGGUUGUGUAUAUACCCUAUAAGCCUAUGUAUGUUUACAGUAUAUAAUGUCUGCAUAGACCUUUUUGUUGUAGGGUUGUGUAUAUACCCUAUAAGCCUAUGAAUGUGUACAGUAUAUACCCCUGAAUGUGCUUUGUAGAUAUAACAUGAUGUAACAACAAAAUGAAUUAGCCGCAUCAGUAUUUUGGAAUGUUCUAGUCCUGAUAUAAUGCAUCACAGGCCUGGCCUCUUCCCAUGAACCAAGUUUUUUGUCAGUUCAAAAAGAAAGAAUAUCUUGUCAACAGAAGAUACAACUUUUGGAAAAGCAUGAUUUAAUUAUUUUUUAAAAUAAAGCAUGAAUUAAGUCUGA